CUUGUUUUCACUUCCAUGCCAAAAAUCAGUCCAACAAACAAGUGCCAGACUAAAGCUAAAUCACACAGCACAACAUAUCACGACCAGCUGCUGCGGUACUCCCACAAGGGUUAUCUGUUCAAAAUUGGAAAAUGUCAAGUGUUCUUGUGGUUGGGGGUGGAGGAAGAGAACAUGCUAUUUGUUGGAAAUUGAGCCAGUCUGAUCACGUUAAACAAAUUUUUGUUUCACCAGGAAAUGCUGGAAUAAGUCAAGUGGAUAAAGUUAUUUUAGUUGAAUUAGAUGUAAAGAACUAUGAGGCUGUAGCCACAUGGUGCCUGGCCAAAGACGUCAGCCUGGUGGUCGUGGGUCCGGAGGAUCCUCUAGCCGGCGGCAUCGCAGACAUUCUGCGUGACGCCGGCAUCUGUUGCUUCGGGCCGGGAAGAGAUGGAGCUCGCAUCGAGUCCGAUAAAAGCUGGGCGAAAGGUUUCAUGGACCGUAACGGCAUCCCCACGGCUAAAUGGAGGUCGUUCACCUCGGCGGAAGAAGCAAAAUUGUUUAUUCAGGGGGCCAGCUACGCCCCGCUGGUGGUGAAGGCCUCGGGGCUGGCGGCCGGCAAGGGGGUGGUCGUGGCCUCCGGCAGGGACGAAGCGUGCGCUGCCGUUGAUGCCGUGCUCACGGCGCGCAAGUUCGGCGCGGCCGGCGACAGCGUGGUCGUCGAGGAGCUGCUGCAGGGAGAGGAAGUGUCAGUGCUGGCGUUCUGCGACGGCUCGACGGUGAAGCUGAUGCUCCCGUCGCAAGACCACAAGCGACACCUGGACGGAGACCAGGGCGCCAACACGGGGGGGAUGGGCGCCUACUGCCCGUGCCCGUUGCUGUGUGGCCGGGAGCUGGAGUUCGUCAAGAAGAGAGUGCUGCAGGCUGCCGUCGACGGCCUCAGGAAGGAGAACAUUUCCUUCACUGGUGUUCUCUAUGCCGGACUUAUGAUCACGGCAGAUGGACCAAAAGUCCUGGAAUUCAACUGUAGGUUUGGUGAUCCAGAAACGGAAGUUAUUUUGCCACUUCUGGAGUCGGACUUGUAUAGUGUCAUGAUGAUGUGUUGUAAAGGAAAACUAGCUGAAAUGGAUCUGAAGUGGAAGACUGACAUUUAUACAGUUGGCGUUGUUAUGGCCAGUCGUGGCUAUCCUGAGACUUCAACAAAGGGAAAUGUCAUUGAAGGGGCUAAGUGCGUGGUCGCAACGGGCGCAGGACUGGAGGAGGUGUGCCGGCUGCCGGACCACCUGGUGUUCCACAGCGGCACGGCGCGGCACGGUGGGGAGGUGGUGACGAGCGGGGGCCGUGUGCUGCUGGUGGUGGCUCGGGCACGGGAGCUGGCCGUGGCGGCGGCCCGGGCCACGCUGGCGUGCCGCCUCGUCCGGUUCGACGGGGCCCAGCACCGCACUGACAUCGCCCACAAAGGUGUGGCCAGGGCGAUCCUCCAGAAAGGAAAGCUGACGUACAAGGACAGUGGUGUGGACAUUGUCGCUGGAGACACGCUAGUAGACAGGAUAAAGCGAGUCGUCGCCACGACGAACAGGAGCGGAGUGGUCGGGGGCAUCGGUGGCUUCGGCGGCCUGUUCGACGUGGCUGCUGCAGGCUACAGAGACCCUCUCCUGGUGUCCGGGACGGACGGAGUAGGGACCAAGCUGAAGAUAGCGCAGCUGUGCGGGACGCACGCGACGAUCGGGCAGGACCUGGUGGCCAUGUGCGUCAAUGACAUCCUGGCCCACGGGGCGGAGCCACUCUUCUUCCUGGACUACUUCGCCUGCGGGAAGCUGGACGUGGGCGUGGCGGGGCAGGUCGUCUCCGGGAUCGCAGAGGCCUGCCACACCGCGGGCUGUGCCCUCAUCGGAGGCGAGACUGCGGAAAUGCCGGGCCUGUAUUCCGCCGGGGAGUACGACCUGGCAGGCUUCGCAGUGGGCGCAGUGGAGCGCAGCAAGCUUCUGCCGAGAGUCGAUGAAAUCAGGCCCGGGGACAUCGUGAUAGGCCUGCCUUCGAGCGGCCUGCACAGCAAUGGCUUCAGCUUGGUGCGCAGUAUCAUGCAGAAGUCAGGGGUCAAGUAUUCAGACAAGGCAGUAUUCAGCCCCACUGGUAGGACUUACGGCGAAGAGCUACUGUGUCCGACCCGGCUGUACGUGAAGGGCGCCCUGCCGGCCCUGAGGAGCGGCAAGGUGAAGGCGUUCGCCCACGUCACGGGCGGCGGCCUCACCGAGAACAUCCCCCGGGUGCUGCCCCCCGAGUGCAGGGUGACGCUGGACGCCGCCGCGUGGACGAUACCGCCCGUGGUCGGCUGGCUGGCCGUCGCAGGCGGAGUGAGUGAUGCAGAGCUUCUACGCACGUUCAACUGUGGCGUGGGAGCAGUGGUGAUCACGAGUUCAUCAGAAAGAGAAGCAGUGAUCAGCCUGCUUGCCAGUGAACAUGCCACUGUUAUUGGAAAGGUAGAACGCUUCAGUGGAGAUGGUAGGAGAGUCGAAGUGGAUAAUUUCAUAAGCAGUAUGGAAAGAGUGAUGCAGCCUUAUGUUCCAUCGCUCGUCAGAUCACUUCAACCGAAUAGAAAAAGAGUGGCAGUUCUCAUUUCUGGCAGUGGGACUAAUUUGCAGUCUUUGAUUGAUGCAACAAAUGACCCAAACCAAGAAGUUGGUGCUGAGAUUGUGCUGGUGAUAUCAAAUAAAGCUAAAGUGGCAGGCUUGGAGCGGGCAGAGAAAGCCGGAAUUCCAACAAAGGUGAUCAGCCACAAGGACCACGCGACGCGCGAGCUCUUCGACGCGGUGCUGCACGCCGCACUGGAGGAAGCCGGCGCGCAGCUGGUGUGCCUGGCCGGCUUCAUGCGCGUGCUGACGGGCUGGUUCGUGGCGCGCUGGCGCGGCCGCCUGAUCAACAUCCACCCCGCCCUGCUGCCCCUCUUCAAGGGCACCCACGCCCACCGCCAGGCCCUGGAGGCGGGCGUGCGGGUCACCGGCUGCACGGCCCACUUCGUCGAGGAGGAUGUGGACGCGGGGGCGAUACUGGCCCAGGAGGCGGUCCCGGUCGAGGUGGGCGACACCGAGGAGACCCUGCAGGAGCGCGUGAAGGUCGCGGAGCACCGCGUCUUCCCCACGGCCCUGAGGCUGGUGGCCACCGGCGCCGUGCGGCUCCGAGAGGACGGCACGCUCGCGUGGAGGCGCUGACCUUCGCCGUCGCUCCCUCGGGCUCGCGAUGUUCUGCAGCUAUCCAGAGACGCGUUGCAAACCAACAAGUUACUGCAUUCAGUUAUAUAUCCGUUCAGUGGAAAGGACUUUGAUCUGGCACUCUCUAUCGUUCAGCACGUUCUGUAAUCUGAGUGGAGACAAGAUUUUAUGGGGUUUUUAGUUUUAGGCCAAUUUUGUUUUUAAAAUAGAUUUUGGUUAUUGUUUUUAUUUUUUUUAUAAACUCUGUUCAUUCAUGAAGAUUGCACAAUUUUCAAAAAAUACAUUUACUUUUUUAAUGAUACUUCACCAAAACAGUAUCAUUUUGACUGAUGCCUGAUGUACUUUCACAGUAUAAUAAUUUAUAAUAAGCAUGUCUAACUACUAGGAAUAAUAAUAAUAAAUCAGCUAGUUUAUAUACAUUUGAAAAAUGUGCCAGUGGCAUUAUGUAAAAAUAAGUUACUACUAAUAACAGUUGCACUAUCAAAAAAAGCAAAACUUUUUCCAAUAUAUUUAGUAUAAACAUUUUGGUACUAAUUCCAGGUUAAAUAAUUUACAUUCAUUGAAUUUAAUAUAUUUGAAAAUUUGUAAUGAGUUUCCUGAUUCAUGAUUUUUUGUUGCAUUACGGUGUUUGCAUUAAUUUGCAUUUUGAUGUUUAUGGUGUAGUCAUAUGUUUAUCUGUUUUAUUUCAGGUUUAUUGCAGUUCACCAUAUAAUCUUGUCCCAACUAAUAAGGGAUACAAGAUCAAAUGAAAUGAAAUGAAAUUUAUUUAUUUUAUUUGAUUUAUUUAUUUUUUGUUUGGUGUACUUUUCAUGCUAAAUAAAUUAGUUUCAUUGAAUUCACUAUAGUAAAAUAUUAAAUUUCUGGUUGGUUUCAUGAUUUUAGUUGCAUUUUGGUGCUAAAUGGAAUUCUAACUUACAUUUCAUUGUUAUAUUGUGUAUUAAUACACCUUUCGUUGUUAUUUUGGCUUUAUCGCAGUUCGCCGUGUAAUUUUAUCCCUUGUAAUUCUGCACCAAUCAAGCUGCUCACUAUUAGAUUUCUCAGGUGGAUUCUAGAUGUUGAUCUUGACUACCAAGUUGCAUUAAUGUCCAGCCAGCAUUUUUAAUUUACUGGGUGUGUAUCGUUACUCUUUGAACAAUGUUUCCUUAUUAUUACUGGUUAAUAUUUCACUUUUCAUGGGUACAUUUUCAUAAUAUUUUUUUGAUAUUCAACACUCAUUAUGUUUUCUUUCUAAAGGAUUCUAGCUCAAAGUCACACAAAUUUCAACUACAAACAUCAUGUAGUGGUUCUGUAUAUUGGAUUGUAUACGAGCUGUACUUCAAACUCUGUGUAGUUUAGCACUUGUAAAAACUUGACAUUUACAUUUUUCAAGUGACCAAGAAUUAUAUGUAACACAGGACCGUGUACAAAGUGUGUGUGGUUUUCAGUUUUGUGGCAUUCCAAUGAAAUGUAACAACUUUAAAAAUAUCUCUUUUAUUUUUACACCCUAGGCUUGUUAAUGAUUAUAAGUACUAAAUAUUUUUCAAUGAGAAUUCCCUAUAUUUUUGCUGUAGGUUUUUUAAAGUUAUAUAUUUUUGUUAACUUUUGUUAUAAUUUUUUUUUCUGUUUAUGAAAAUUCACAUGUUAAAUCUGAGAUUUUAUGAAUAGGAAUUAUGACUGUAUUUUAUAAACAAUCAAAUUUUUAUUUUGUAAUGAGCAUGUAAGCUGAUAGUAUUUUUCUACAUUGUAAUAUUUUUAUGUACUUUUUUAAAAUAAAACUUGUUAAACUAAA
Bacillus rossius redtenbacheri is the source of this 4950-nucleotide messenger RNA. It is a transcript of the gene Gart, whose product is annotated as trifunctional purine biosynthetic protein adenosine-3. Gene Ontology annotation, molecular function: phosphoribosylglycinamide formyltransferase activity; ATP binding; phosphoribosylformylglycinamidine cyclo-ligase activity. NCBI's taxonomy places the organism in Eukaryota, Metazoa, Arthropoda, Insecta, Phasmatodea, Bacillidae. The record is from RefSeq and is a predicted model, not a curated record. The coding region runs from base 132 to 3182 and encodes 1016 amino acids. Gene Ontology annotation, biological process: adenine biosynthetic process; 'de novo' IMP biosynthetic process. Gene Ontology annotation, cellular component: cytosol. The transcript has 18 exons.